This is a messenger RNA of Durusdinium trenchii, 551 nucleotides long. The record is from the annotation of a GenBank genome assembly. NCBI's taxonomy places the organism in Eukaryota, Dinophyceae, Suessiales, Symbiodiniaceae.
GCGAGCACCUGAAGAAGAAGUCCGACGAAGCGCUACAGCUCUUCGAAGAGCGCAUUGCUCAGUCCAAGGCUGCGAACUGGCUCGUGUUCUCGCAUUAUCCCACUGACUACUUCCCGUCAGCAUGGAAUGAGUCCGCCCCCUUGCAGUGGUGGUCUCCCCCGUGGCUGUGGCACCACGAGGAUCGGCCGGCGAUGUUGACGAACUUCCUGUCGGAGCUCUCCAACGCCUCCCGUCCUUCCAUUGUCUACUUCGGAGGUCAUCGUCACAAUGUGGAUCAAUCUUCCACCUACAGCAUCAGCCCUCAUACCAGCUGGCUCUCCGGUGGUGGUGCAGGUUGGGGUGUCGAUGGCCAAGAGCAAGGCUUUGUGGUUGGCGAAGUCAUGGAAGAUGGUCAGGUGAACACCCGUGCUGUUCUGGUGGAUUAUGCAGAUUGUAUGUCUGACUCAUGAGAGGAAAUUUGACAUGGAACUCUUCCCGGUGCAAAGUGGUCACCAGAGCCACUACCUCUCCACAAGUUGAGAUUCCUUCAAGCCCUCAAAGUCAAUGUUGUG